Arachis duranensis is the source of this 1539-nucleotide messenger RNA. RefSeq lists its product as uncharacterized. Lineage: Eukaryota; Viridiplantae; Streptophyta; Magnoliopsida; Fabales; Fabaceae. The record is from RefSeq and is a predicted model, not a curated record. Gene Ontology annotation, cellular component: catalytic step 2 spliceosome. The coding region runs from base 122 to 1348 and encodes 408 amino acids. The transcript has 10 exons.
UGGAAAAAAAAAGGGGAAAUCUUAAAAAGACGUAAAGAACCCAAGAAGGGUUUAGUUCGAUUCGAAAGAACGAGAGAGCGUGUGAGAUUGUCUGAUUCAUUGGAAAAACUGAUAAGUGCGGAUGGGCAGCAGCGGCACGGCGGUGGAGAAGUCGGAGGAGCAGCUCCGCAAUGAGAUCGAUGAGCUUCUCCGCCAACAGCGCGAGAUUACGGAGCGGCUUCGUGAUCCUCGAGGCCUUCGAAGGGGUCCCUUCUCAGCUCCUCGCCGACAACCCUUUCCUCCCCAUGGAGACAGGAAUGAACCGGAAGGUCAACCUCCUGCUAAACGCCGACUUUCUUCUGCUGUUGUCAGGGUAGAGGAGGAGGGAGAAUUGAUUCACGAUGAUCUUGCUCAUGCACCGAAGAGUGUUAACACUAAUGGGGCCAGUGCUACUAAUCAAUCUAAUUCUCAACACCAGACUGGGUGGUCUAGGAGAGACAGAAAUUCCAACAUGGACUCAGACACUCCUGCUGCAGAACCCGUUCCAAGGGUAUUGCCAAAGAAUGAUGAUCCUCGCUUGGUUAACAGGAACAAGAGAAUGCUUGGACAGCUUCUUGGAACUUUGGAGAAAUUUAGAAAGGAAGACAUGAAACUCUCAGGAACAGAGGCAUACAUGCGGAGAUCUACUUCUUUGCAAAGGGCUGAGCAAAGAGCACGUGAAGAAAGCGAAAGGCUAAGGAAAGAGGAGCGUGAACAAAUUGCUGAAAAACGCAGGAGAGACUUGACACUUCGGGCACGUGUGGCUGCUAAAACUGAAGAAAAGAAGCUGGAAUUGUUGUUUCUUAAGUGGAGUGAACAUCAUAAAAAACUUGGAAAUUUUAUAAGGACUAAGACAGAGCCUCCCAUAUAUUAUUUACCUAAGAAGCCAUUACAUGAAGAUGCUGCGAUAUUUGAGAAGCAGAAAGAAGAGGCUUUUCUAGAAUGGAAGAAUGCAAGGAGAGAGGAAGUGUCUGAGUAUCAGAAACAAAUUGGGGAGCAGUACCUUGCAAACGUUGAGAAAGAUAUGGAAAGAUGGCAGAAUGCAAGAAAAGCUCGGAAAGUAAAUAACAACCAGGAUUUACAGGAAACUAUGGACAAAGAAUUGGAUACACAUAGGCUUGAGCAUGGUCCAAAGAAAAGGAAAAUACCUGGUGGAAGCAACAAUGAAGAUGAUGAAGAUGUGGAAGACAUCAAUAUUGGAGAGGAAGACUUGAUGGAGGAUGUUUUAGAGGAUGAUGCUGGUAGAAGAGUUGAUGAAACAACCACCGCAGAAGCAAGUAACCCUAGUUAUGAUCCUGCAGUUGAUUCUGAUAAUGUAGACCAGAAGUGAUGGCCAACCAGGUCAUGUAGUUUUCAAUGAUUUUUAAUGUUUUGUUGCCUAUUCCAUGCUUUUUCUAGGCUACUAUAGAUAAUUAGAUAUACUUUUCUUUUAAGCCUUCCAUCUUAUUACCUUGAGAUUAUAACAUUAAAAUGAACCCUUUUCACUUGUUCUUUUAUAUAUUAUUGUCUUUUGAAUAAUCA